Zingiber officinale is the source of this 522-nucleotide messenger RNA. RefSeq lists its product as uncharacterized. Bases 1 to 522 code for a protein of 173 amino acids. The record is from RefSeq and is a predicted model, not a curated record. The transcript has 4 exons. NCBI's taxonomy places the organism in Eukaryota, Viridiplantae, Streptophyta, Magnoliopsida, Zingiberales, Zingiberaceae.
AUGAAGAAUGUGAUUGAAUUGUUUUCAGUUAUGGUGAUGGGACAUCACAAUGCAUACACUAUUAUAAUUAUUUCAGAAGAUGGGAUGAAUCGUGCUCAAAUGUUAUUAGUACAAGACCCUAAUUACUCAAAUGACUUCAAAUUUGGACAUGUGUGGAGCAUUGUUCAAGAUGUUUAUUCACCUUCAUCUCCACAUGUCACUUCGUUUAAUCUUAACAUCACUGAUUCAGACAGUGGUGGUACUUCAACUAAACGACCUAUUGGGGUGAAGAAAGCAAAACUGAAGAGAAAGAAUGAACAACAAUUCAGUAAAAUGAUUUCACAGAAUGACGAACUUGUUGCGGCGUUGGAUCGAAGUACCAAUGUUGCUAUGUUCAAGGAAGAAAAUAAAAUUUUAUUCAAAGAUUUGAAUACCAUUGCUGAUCCGAUAAUGCGUGAAUUUAUUCGCAGUGAACAAGUCAGAAUUAUGCAAAAGAUGACUGAAAAUCAAAAAUCUCAAUCAAUUCUACAUCAAGGAGAAUAA